UGAUGGGUUCUUGGAAAGCCUUUCUCUUUUCCCCUUUUCUUCUGUGGAGUCAAAGUAGAGGGCUGAGGUUGAUGUUCUUAUUACUGACCCUGCAUUUGGGAAACUGUGUUGAUAAGGCAGACGAUGAGGAUGAUGAAGAUUUAACAGUGAAUAAAACAUGGGUCUUGGCACCAAAAAUCCAUGAAGGAGAUAUCACCCAAAUUCUCAACUCACUGCUGCAGGGUUAUGACAACAAACUUCGACCAGACAUUGGAGUGAGGCCCACAGUCAUAGAAACUGAUGUUUAUGUCAACAGCAUUGGACCAGUGGAUCCCAUAAAUAUGGAAUACACAAUAGAUAUAAUUUUUGCCCAAACCUGGUUUGACAGUCGUUUAAAAUUCAAUAGCACCAUGAAAGUGCUUAUGCUUAACAGUAACAUGGUUGGAAAAAUUUGGAUUCCUGAUACAUUCUUCAGAAACUCAAGAAAAUCCGACGCACACUGGAUCACAACUCCAAACCGCCUGCUGCGAAUUUGGAAUGAUGGCCGAGUUCUCUAUACACUGAGACUGACAAUAAAUGCUGAAUGUUACCUCCAACUUCACAAUUUUCCUAUGGAUGAACACUCCUGUCCACUGGAAUUUUCUAGCUAUGGAUAUCCUAAAAAUGAAAUUCAGUAUAAGUGGAAAAAGCCAUCUGUAGAAGUAGCUGAUCCAAAAUACUGGAGGUUAUAUCAGUUUGCAUUUGUAGGGCUACGGAACUCCACCGAAAUCUCGCACACAAUCUCUGGGGAUUAUAUUAUCAUGACAAUUUUCUUUGACCUGAGCAGACGAAUGGGAUAUUUUACUAUUCAGACCUACAUUCCAUGCAUCCUUACAGUUGUUCUUUCCUGGGUGUCUUUUUGGAUCAAUAAAGAUGCUGUGCCUGCAAGGACAUCACUAGGUAUCACUACAGUGUUGACCAUGACAACCCUGAGUACGAUUGCUAGAAAGUCACUACCUAAGGUUUCCUAUGUGACCGCCAUGGAUCUCUUUGUGUCUGUGUGCUUCAUUUUCGUCUUUGCAGCCUUGAUGGAAUAUGGAACCUUACAUUAUUUUACCAGCAACCAAAAAGGGAAAACUACUAGAGACAGAAAGCUAAAAAACAAGGCUUCGGUAUCCCCUGGUCUCCAUGCUGGAUCCACUCUGAUUCCAAUGAACAGCAUUUCUCUGCCUCAAGGGGAAGAUGAUUAUGGGUACCAAUGUCUGGAGGGCAAAGAUUGUGCCAGCUUCUUCUGCUGCUUUGAAGACUGCAAAACAGGAUCUUGGAGGGAAGGAAGGAUUCACAUUCGCAUUGCCAAAAUUGACUCCUAUUCGCGAAUAUUUUUCCCAACAGCUUUUGCCCUAUUUAAUCUGGUUUACUGGGUUGGCUAUCUUUACUUAUAAAUUC
Dipodomys spectabilis (banner-tailed kangaroo rat) is the source of this 1404-nucleotide messenger RNA. RefSeq names its product gamma-aminobutyric acid type A receptor subunit gamma1 (gene Gabrg1). Gene Ontology annotation, molecular function: GABA-A receptor activity; benzodiazepine receptor activity; inhibitory extracellular ligand-gated monoatomic ion channel activity. The record is from RefSeq and is a predicted model, not a curated record. The coding region runs from base 3 to 1400 and encodes 465 amino acids. The transcript is spliced from 9 exons. Gene Ontology annotation, biological process: nervous system process; chloride transport; gamma-aminobutyric acid signaling pathway. Gene Ontology annotation, cellular component: neuron projection; GABA-A receptor complex; synapse. Lineage: Eukaryota; Metazoa; Chordata; Mammalia; Rodentia; Heteromyidae.